UGUUUUGGUGUUUUUGAGUGAUUGCAGCAUUGUUUGUGCUUAUUCUGUCUUGUUUUACUGAGCUCGAGGAGAGCAGUGGUCAAGUGGCGUUCAAACCUUAAUCCGACUCCUGCAUAACCGCAUAACCGAACCGGAUUUACAUCAAUUUACAAACCUUAAACCGGACAAUGGCCCAAUCGCUCUCGAAUUGACCACCUGUGAUCUGCCGCCGCUCCUCCUCUCGGCUCGCUUUCCUUCGGCGUUUUUGUAUAUUUUCUUCUUCUCUGCUUGUUCUUCAUUCUUUACCUCUUCUUGCAAUGGCUCCGUCUUACGAUCCGGCGUCUUCCGUCUUGUCGACAGACCAGGCUUUGGCCUACGAGCAGCAGUACUCUGCUCACAACUACCAUCCACUGCCCGUCGUGUUUGCGCGCGCCCGAGGAGCCCACGUCUGGGAUCCUGAGGGCAAACAUUACCUCGACUUCUUAUCUGCCUACUCCGCCGUUAACCAAGGACAUUGCCAUCCCAAGAUCAUUGGUGCUCUGACCGAGCAGGCGCAGAAGGUCACCCUUAGUAGCCGCGCCUUUUCAAACGACGUGUUUCCCAAAUUCGCUCGUUACAUCACCGAGUACUUUGGAUACGAGAUGGUGCUGCCCAUGAACACCGGCGCUGAGGCCGUCGAGACCGGCUUGAAGCUGGCUCGCAAAUGGGGUUAUCUGAAAAAGAAGAUCCCAGAGUCUGAAGCAAUCAUUCUUUGUGCUGCUGACAACUUCCACGGUCGCACUCUCGGUGUGAUCUCCAUGUCUACCGACCCCGAGGCGCGCACAGAUUAUGGACCGUACCUCCAGAACGUCGGUCCAACGAUCCCUGGGACCAGCAAAGCCAUUCGGUUCGGCGUGAUUGAGGAUCUCGAAGAAGCGCUUGAAGUGGCUGGCGAUAAGGUUGCCGCGUUCUUGGUCGAGCCUAUCCAGGGUGAAGCCGGAGUUGUGGUUCCGCCCGACGACUACUUCCCGCGAGUUUCAGAGCUUUGCAAGAAGUACAACGUGCUCUUGAUCUGCGACGAGGUCCAGACCGGUAUUGCUCGAACUGGAAAAAUGCUGUGCUCUGAGCAUCAUGGAAUCAAGCCUGAUGUUGUCCUGCUUGGAAAAGCAUUGUCGGGAGGUGUCCUGCCAGUCAGUGCAGUCUUGUCCAGCAAAGAGAUCAUGCUCACGAUUGCGCCUGGUACUCACGGCUCAACUUUUGGCGGCAACCCGCUUGCUUGUGCUGUAUCGAUUGCAGCUCUGCAGGUGGUUGUCGAGGAGAACUUAGUUGAGCGAGCAGCAGUCCUGGGCGAAAAGUUCCAGAACGGCCUCAAAGCAUUGGAAGGAGGUGCAAUCAAGGAGGUUCGCGGUAAAGGUCUGCUGACAGCUAUCGUGAUUGACAACUCAAAGACCAACGGCAGAUCGGCUUGGGAUCUGUGUCUGCUGUUGAAGGAGAGGGGACUGCUGACGAAGCCGACGCACGAGAACAUCAUCCGUCUUGCCCCGCCUUUGGUGAUCUCGGAGCAGGAUCUCGAGAAUGGUGUUCAGAUCAUCAAGUCUGCUUUGGAGGAUCUUGCUACUGCGGAAAUUCCUGCGGAGAAAUUCUAAGUAAAAGUAGUGUGAUUUUGAUUCGCUCUCUCAGAACUGCGAAACGGUUUGUGAGUUGAGUGGUUAGUUUUCUUGCUUAUUG
Molecule: messenger RNA, 1686 nt
Organism: Myxozyma melibiosi
Lineage: Eukaryota; Fungi; Ascomycota; Lipomycetes; Lipomycetales; Lipomycetaceae
Product: Car2 ornithine aminotransferase
Exons: 3
Coding region: 297-1604 (435 amino acids)
Cellular component (GO): cytoplasm
Molecular function (GO): L-ornithine transaminase activity; identical protein binding; pyridoxal phosphate binding
Source: RefSeq, a predicted model, not a curated record